Molecule: messenger RNA, 1416 nt
Organism: Rotaria sp. Silwood1
Lineage: Eukaryota; Metazoa; Rotifera; Eurotatoria; Philodinida; Philodinidae
Source: the annotation of a GenBank genome assembly
AUGACUUCAUUAUAUUUAGCUAUAAAACGAAAUAGUCCACAUAUUGGUCAAUUCCUUUUAUCUGAUCAACAAGCUGAUCUCAAUAUAGUUGAUCCUUAUGGACAAACUUCAUUACAUGUUGCAGAUAAUGUUGGUUAUAUUGAAAUAGUUCGAUUACUACUUUUAUCAAAUCUUAAUGAACCAUGUGAUCCAACUAUGGUUGAUUCUCAACAAUUAACAGCAUAUGAACAAGCGAAAGCUAAUCAUCACGAAGCAUGUGCUAAAUUAAUUGUAGAAUAUCAAGAAAAAUGGUUAAAACAAAUACGACAAUUAACAUCAAUAUCAAUAAAUGAGCAAACAUCUAUAAAAGCAACAAGUUCAAUAUCAAUGAAUUCAGCAGCUAAUCUUCAACGUCAACAUGAUGAAACAAGUGAUGAUUUAUCAUCAUAUUCAACAAAUAAACCAUUAAAAUUUUCAUCGAAACGAAUAAAACGACCAAGUGAUCAAUGGUCAGAUGAUAAUAUUCAUUCAAUAAAUCAAUUAAAAUUCGAAUCUUAUGAUUUAACAAGUUUAUUGAUAAAUAAUCCAUUAUAUACAGAUUCAAAAAAGAGCAAAUCUACUCAACAAACCCAAUCAUCAUCUUUCUUUGGCAUCGGACCUGUAUCUGAACGUAAGGAUAGUGAUAAUACAUCAACAAAUGAUACAAUAACAACAUCAGUGAAAAAAAUUCUUCCAACAAGAAAACAAGAAUCAAAAAGUGAUACAUGGGAUACAUCACCAUCGGAUGAUGAAAGUGUUUCAAUAGCUAAACAUAUAUCAUCAAGUUUACGUAAAACAUUACUAUUUUCAACAUCAAAAAGUAAUCGAACUAAUUCAGAUAGUGAUACACCAUCACCUUUACCAGCUACUAAUAAAGAAACAACAACAAAAGGACUUAAUAAUGUAGUAGAAGAACAACAACAACAAAAAACAGAUGAAUCAACAUGGGAUGAUUCUCGACCAUUAAGUGUUGAUUUAAAAAAUUCAAAUUCAAUUCGAACAACGAAUUUAUCUGAUGUACAAUCAAAAGGAAUUGAAAAUUUUGUCAAAAUUAUGGAUACAAUUACUCAUUCAUAUAAAAAACAACCAACAUCAUCAAAUAUUAUUGGUAAACUUGUCGUAUCACCAAUGAUUGAACGUACUAAUUCUGCAUUAUCUGAAAAUAUUUCACAUGAAGCACAAUUAUAUGAAUUAAAAGAAAAUACAAAAAGACUUGAACGUAAUCAAGAAGAUACACAAAAUCAUGAAAUGUUACGUGAAAUAGAAAAUAAAUUAGAACAAGAAAAAACUGAAAAACAACGUUUAGAAUCGACAACAAAAAAUUUAAAUAUCGAACUAAUAAAUGUUAAACAAAAACUUCAAUUAUUAGAAGAUGAAAAAGAUUUAUUAAAUCAAUAA